Thyridium curvatum is the source of this 1704-nucleotide messenger RNA. RefSeq lists its product as uncharacterized. Gene Ontology annotation, molecular function: oxidoreductase activity. NCBI's taxonomy places the organism in Eukaryota, Fungi, Ascomycota, Sordariomycetes, Thyridiales, Thyridiaceae. The record is from RefSeq and is a predicted model, not a curated record. The transcript has 5 exons. Bases 1 to 1704 code for a protein of 567 amino acids.
AUGUCGGAGCAUACUUUGCAUCGUGACCUUUCCGAAUACGCUCGUCGGCGGCAGAAAGACGGUCCAUAUGCCGAGGAUCUUGAGGUCGACACUCUUGUAGUUGGUGGAGGGUUCGGAGGGACGUACCUGCUCUACGAAUUGCGCAAAGCUGGCUUCAAAACCGUUGUCUAUGAGGCCGGCGAGGGCUUUGGUGGCACUUGGCGUUUCAACUCCUAUCCCGUGACCGCAGUAGGCUCUCGAGUUGAUUCCGAGACCCCAAUCUACCAAUUUGCUAUACCCGAAGUCUAUAAGACAUGGACGUGGUCGACCAAUUACCCCGAUUACCGAGAAAUACAAGCUUACUUUGAUCAUCUGGACAAGGUCUGUGAUCUGAGCAAGGACACUGCAUUUAACACUGUUGUCACGUCGGCCGAGUUCGAUAGUGGCACAGGGAAAUGGACGGUAGGAACGGCCGACGGUCGUACCGCUAGGACAAAAUAUCUUAUCAUUGCGGCCGGGUUCGCUUCCAAAAGAUUCAUUCCAGAUUACCCUGGGGUGGAUAAGUUCAGAGGUCAAAUCCAUCACUCUUCAUUCUGGCCAGCCGGGGGGAUUGAGCCUGCCGGAAAGAGGGUUGCUGUCGUCGGGACCGGCGCCAGCGGUAUUCAAAUCAUUCAGGAAUGGGCUCCGAAAGUCGAGCAGCUCGUCGUGUUCCAGCGCACACCGAAUCUCACUUUGCCUAUGGGAAAACGUGAUAUGACAAAAGAGCAACAGGAAUGCCUCUACCCCGUUUAUGAUGAGCUCAUGCGCUUACGGGAGACGACUUUUGCGGGCUUCAUUUACGACUUUGUUGAGCGGGGCACAUUUGAAGACAACCCUGAGGAGCGCGAGGCUUUGUACGAACAGCUAUGGCAAAAGGCAGGAUUCAAUAUCUGGCUAGGCAACUACAAAGACUCUCUCUUCGAUCCCGCCGCAAACAGGUUGGUGUACGACUUCUGGCGCAGGAAGCAGUCAGCCCGGAUUAAAGACCCGCGAAAGCGGGAGCUACUGUGCCCUCUUGAGCCACCUCAUCCGUUUGGAGUCAAGAGGCCAUGUCUCGAGCAGAAUUUCUAUGAGGUCGUUGAUCAAGAUAAUGUCGUGCUUAUCGAUAUCAGUGAAAGGUCGAACAACAAGAUUGUCGAAUUCACUGAGACAGGUAUACGAACAAGUGACGGCAAGCAUUAUGAGGUUGAUAUUAUUGUGCUAGCAACCGGCUUUGAUGUCGGAACCGGAGGAAUUACAAACAUGGGUCUAAAAUCCAUACAUGGAACGACACUUCGGGAUGAAUGGUCCAAUGGCGCGUAUACCUACCUAGGGACAACAAUCGCGGGUUAUCCAAACCUCUUUUCUAUUUAUGGCCCGCAUGGCCCAACCUUGUUAGCAAAUGGGCCUACUUGUGUGGAAGUGCAAGGCCGUUGGAUACGAGACGCGAUCAAACUUGCAGAAAAGGAAGGAUUUAAGUACUUCAACCCGACACACGAGGCGAGCAAAAAGUGGAAGUCUCACGUUAUCGAACUAAGUGACGCAUCUCUUAUCUCGAAAACACGGAGCACAUACAUGGGCGGUAGCAUCCCUGGCAAACCCAUGGAGCCGAUCAGUUAUGCAGGGGGUGUACCAGCUUAUGUAAAGGAGAUUCGGGCAGUGUUGCCAGGUUGGAUUGGGUUUGAGACCGUGAAGAACUUAAAGUGA